This is a messenger RNA of Triticum dicoccoides, 4265 nucleotides long. Its product is annotated as disease resistance protein RGA5-like. The coding region runs from base 962 to 3844 and encodes 960 amino acids. The record is from RefSeq and is a predicted model, not a curated record. The transcript has 11 exons. Gene Ontology annotation, biological process: defense response to other organism. NCBI's taxonomy places the organism in Eukaryota, Viridiplantae, Streptophyta, Magnoliopsida, Poales, Poaceae. Gene Ontology annotation, molecular function: ADP binding.
ACUAUUCAGAGGCAUCUUGGGGGCCAAAAGUGUAUCUCUUGACUUGCUGUUGCUGGUCCUCCUCUGUAUCUCAGUCCUCAUCUCCACCACCGACAGAGUGCUCCCUUCCUCUCAUCUCAGUCCUCCUCUUCUCCAUUGCGCUGCCUGGAAUAAGAUCGAUCCGCCUUGUUGUUUGGUGAGCUCAUCCAAUCUCCGCCCCUGACACCUGUGGAGCAUCCACAGAGUGGAACAGCUAGCAAGAACCACUGAGUUUCCGGUCAUUAUUCAGAGCACCACACAUCGAAUCCACUGACCUGAUUGAGUGAAGCGACCUCCACGAAGCGCCGUCUAGUCCCCUCACGGAUCUGGCCUCUGGUGCCCAGCCGCCGCUUUCGCUUCGUUGUCCGACGAGGCCACCGCCGCUGUGUUCUGCUCUGCCGUGAAGCACAAAAAGUGGAACAGCAAGCAAGAACCGCCGAGUUUCCAGUAAGAUUCCAGGGUGGGGUCGUGGGGCUCUGUAUCUAUCUAGUACGGAGUACCAAUGUAUUCAAGCAGUUUACUCUCUUGACCGCUGUUGGACUUCCUCUGUCCCGGCUUCCAUUGUGCUGCCUUGAACAGAUCCAUCCGCCUUGUUGCUGAUCUCAUCCAACCUCCGGGGUGCUAGUUUCCAGUGAUUAUUCAGAGCACCAUGCUAGCGGCCUGAUCGAGUGAAGCGGCCUCUAUGCAGCCGCUGUGUUUUGCUCUGUUCUGUUCUGUUCUGUUCUGCUCUGCCAUCCGACGCUGACGCCGCGACUGUUUUCUGCUCUGCCGUGAAGCAUCAAAGGUUUCCGGUCAUUAUUCAGAGCACCAUGCAUAGAAUCCACUGACCCGGCUAUAAGUUCUUAUAAGAUAUUUGGUGCCCACAGCGCGACCGUCGGCCGUUUGUGUUCUGCUCUCCUGUGAAGCAUCAAAGGUUUCCAGCUGAUUGAUCCAGCGAGCUCUCAUGGAUAUUGUCACGGGUGCCAUUGCCAAGCUGAUCCCCAAGCUGGCCGACCUACUUGUGGGGGAGUACAAGCUGCACAAGAACGUCAAGAAAAAUAUCGAGGACCUCCUGAAGGAGCUUGAGAGCAUGAACGUUGCCCUCAUCAAGAUUGGUGAGGUGCCGCGGGACCAGCUCGACAAACAAGACAAGCUCUGGGCCGAUGAUGUCAGAGAGCUCUCCUACGUCAUCGAGGAUGUUGUUGACAAGUUCCUCGUACGAGUCGACCACAUUCAGCCUGACGACGCCACAAACAAAUUCAAGGGGCUCAUGAAGAGGACGACCAAGUUGCUGAAGAAAGUCAAGGAUAAGUAUGGGAUAGCUCACGCAAUCAAGGACAUCCAGGAGCAACUCCAGAAGGUGGCAGCUAGGCGUGACAGGAACAAGGUAGUUGUUCCUAAUCCUACGGAACCAAUUACUAUUGAUCCUUGUCUUCGAGCUUUGUACGCAGAAGCGACAGAGCUAGUUGGCAUAUAUGGGAAGAGGGAUGAGGAGCUCAUGAGGUUGCUCUCCAUGGAGGGUGAUGAUGCCUCUAAGAACAGACUAAAGAAGGUCUCCAUUGUUGGAUUUGGAGGGUUGGGCAAGACCACUCUUGCUAGAGCAGUAUACGACAAGAUUAAAGGUGAUUUCGAUUGUCGGGCAUUUGUUCCCGUCGGUCAGAACCCUGACAUGAAGAAGGUUUUAAGGGAUAUCCUCAUUGAUCUCAGCGACGGCAACCCUCAGUCAGAUCUUUCAAUACUGGAUGUUAAUCAUCUUAUUAAAAAGCUUCAUCAAUUCCUGGAGAACAAGAGGUAUCUUGUCAUAAUUGAUGAUAUAUGGGAUGAAAAAUUGUGGGAACACAUCAACUUUGCUUUCUCCAACAGGAAUAAUCUAGGCAGUCGACUAAUUACGACAACCCGCAUUGUCAGUGUCUCCAAUUCAUGUUGCUCGUCGGACCAUGAUUCGGUUUAUCAAAUGGAACCACUUUCUGUUGAUGACUCCAGAAGACUCUUCUACAAAAGAAUAUUUCCAUUCGAGAGUGGAUGUCCAAAUGAAUUUGAACAAGUGUCUACAGAUAUUCUGAAGAAAUGUGGUGGGGUACCACUAGCCAUCAUUACUAUUGCUAGUGCUUUGGCUGGUGGCCAGAAGGUGAAACCAAAGUGUGAGUGGGAUGUUCUGCUCCAAUCCCUUGGCUCUGGACUAACAGAAGAUAAUAGUUUAGAGGAGAUGCGGAGAAUACUCUCUUUCAGCUAUUAUAAUCUACCGUCCCAUCUGAAAACUUGUCUACUAUACCUAUGUAUAUAUCCAGAAGAUAGCGAGAUUUAUAGAAAUAGACUGAUAUGGAAGUGGGUGGCCGAAGGAUUUGUCCACCAUGGAGAUCAAGGGACCAGCCUGUUUUUGGUCGGAUUGAACUACUUCAACCAGCUCAUUAAUAGAAGUAUGAUCCAGCCAAUAUAUGAUGAACUAGGCCAGGUACAUGCUUGCCGUGUACAUGAUAUGGUUCUAGACCUUAUCCGCAACUUGUCACAUGAAGCAAAGUUUGUUAAUGUAUUGGAUGGCACUGGGAAUAGCAUAUCUUCACAAAGUAAUGUCCGCCGUUUGUCCCUUCAGAAUAAAAAGGAAGAUCAUCAAGCCAAGCCUCUCACAAAUAUCAUGAGUAUGUCACGAGUGAGGUCAAUUACUAUCUUUCCACCUGCUGUUAGUACCAUGCCAAGUCUGUCAAUGUUUGAAGUUCUGCGUGUAAUUGAUCUGUCGAACUGUGACCUUGGGGAAAAUAGUAGCCUGCAGCUUAACCUGAAGGGUGUUGGACACUUAAUCCACCUGAGGUACCUUGGUCUAGCAGGUACUCAAAUCAGGGAACUGUCGGCUGAGAUAGGAAACCUGCAAUUUUUGGAGGUGUUGGAUCUUGUAAGGAAUGAUGAGCUAGAUGAAUUGCCAUCCACUCUUUUUAAAUUGAGAAGGUUAAUCUACCUAAAUGUUUGGUUCUAUAAGUUGGUUCCAACUCCUGGUGUGUUGCAGAAUCUUACAUCCAUUGAAGUGUUGAGGGGGAUCUUGGUCUCUCUGAACAUUAUUGCACAAGAGCUUGGCAACCUGGCAAAGCUGAGGGAGCUUCAGAUUCGCUUCAAGGAUGGUACUUUGGAUUUGUAUGAAGGUUUCGUGAAGUCUCUGUGCAACCUACAUCACAUCGAAAUUCUAAUUAUUGGUAACAAUUCCGAAGAAACAUCUUUUGAACUGAUGGAUCUCUUGGGAGAACGCUGGGUGCCUCCUGUACAUCUCCGCAAAUUUGUGUCUAGGAUGCCCAGCCAACUCUCUGCACUGCGAGGGUGGAUAAAGAGAGACCCCUCGCAUCUCUCGAACCUCUCUGAGUUAAUCCUCUAUUCAGUGAAGGAAGUGCAGCAGGAGGACGUGGAAAUCAUUGGGGGUUUGUUGUCCCUUCGCCUUCUCUGGAUAACGAGCACCCACCAAACACAACGGCUGCUAGUCAUCCGUGCAGAUGGGUUCCGCUGUAUGGUAGAGUUUUACUUGGAUUGUGGGUCAGCAGCGCAGAUAAUUUUUGAACCAGGAGCUUUGCCGAGGGCGGAAGAUGUUAGGUUCAGCCUGGGCGUGCGGGUGGCGAAAGAGGAUGGAAACUGUGGUUUCGACUUGGGCCUGCAGGGGAACCUGCUCUCCCUUCAGGGGCGUGUCAGGGUUUAUAUGUAUUGUGGUGGAGCGAGGGUUGGGGAGGCAAAGGAAGCGGAGGCUGCGGUGAGGCACGCCCUCGACGCCCAUCCCAACCAUCCCAGGAUUUAUAUUCCGAUGAUCCCGGAUAUAGCAGAAGAUGCUCAUGAUGACGAUUUGUGUGAGGAGAGGAGGAGAACUGGUUUCUGACCCAGAGGGAUUCACCUUGCGUCAGGUGUGCUCUCGGUAGCAGGGGCGCGGGACGGUGGGGUUACUGCUGGUGGCAUCGGAGAUGAAUGUUUCAAACAUUUUGGGUGGGUGCUGGCCGUGCAAAGGUUUCCAACUUUGCUGGAAGUUGUGUGAUGAACUUCUUUUAAAUGGCAGUCACUUGCAGAAAGAGAUAUUGCUUGGUUUUGUAAUGAAUAAGUCCUUACAAGGAUAGCUUUGCUUUGCUUUAGUUGAGGGCCAUCGUUGCUCCUCUGUUUUGCAUGUUGUUACAUGGGAGGGCUAGCCCAUGACAUGCUGGUGUUUUCUGUUUUUAAGCUGAACCGGAUAAACCUGAGGGUGUAUUAUCAGUUUCGUGAUCAAUGAAAUCUGAGCUCUUUAAUUCAAAAAUAAAAAGUGUGAUUUA